This is a messenger RNA of Stylonychia lemnae, 4023 nucleotides long. The record is from the annotation of a GenBank genome assembly. NCBI's taxonomy places the organism in Eukaryota, Ciliophora, Spirotrichea, Sporadotrichida, Oxytrichidae.
AUGCAAUCUAAUCAUAUGAGCAGUUUGAACCAAUAAAAUCACUUAUCAUCUCAGUUCUCGUUUCAAAAUACAGUCAAUCUAAGAAGCUUGGAGACUUUCAGAAAUAUCUAGAAUCAAAUUAGUAAUAAUGGAUCUUAGAUGUAGAGUUAGCGCAAUAAUAUAAAUAUAGAGGGUGAGACAGGGCAUAUUAAGUCUAAUUAAAAUCAAUUUGCCUAAAGAUAGAUAAGUACAGGAAUCGCUUAAUAAGAAAAUAUUGCACUUUAUCAAUAGCCAAAUUAACAGAUCUAGCAAAAUCAAUUGAAACAAUAAACAUAAUUUAAGCCUAAUUACAGAUUAAACAAUGGCUCAAAUGAUUUCGGCAAUACAAAGGGUUGUGCUAAUGCUAUUUCUCCAAACUUAUUUCACAAUCCAAUAACAAGUGGAUAAAAUUCCACUAAAAAUGCAUCACCAAUGCUGAAUAACACUGCUAAUUUUGCAAAUAUUUCUAAUAACCUUCAAUAAAAAUAUUCCCAAUUAUAAAGCUCAAAUAAAACUUCUCUAGAUGGUACCAGUUUGAAAUAAGGAAUGGAGAGUAACCAUUCAAUCGGCAAUAUUAACAUAGACUUGAAUCCAACCAAGCUUGGCUACAACAUGAAUGAUGGAACUUCAGGAUCAUUACAAACAGCUGAAUCUUAGGGAUAUAGAGAAAAGCUAUAAAAUCUAAAAGCUGCUCAACAGCAGAGGCUAGAUAGUAAUUCAUUAAACUCAAAAUCUUAAGGUAAUUUUAAGUCCUAAAUUUUGGCUCAAUAAACCUAGAAUACUAUUGAAAAUAGAUAAAAACUAUCAUCUCCUGUAACAAGAUCUCCUAACUCAGAUUUUUCAUCUUAAGGGUCAUAGAGAAAAUCAACUUCUAAAUUAGAUAUGAAGCUUUAUAGAGAGCAUAAGGAGAAAUAAAGGAGAUUAGAGUAGAUGUAACAAUAAAAGGCAGAACAGGAGAAAAAUUCUCUACAAAAGAAGCCUUUUAUCUCGCCUAAGUCAUAGAAGAUCGCAUAGUCACUCAAUAGAAAUUUUAUGGAUAACUAAAAUGAAUUUAUAUAGAGAAAGUAUUCUGAGUAGUUACGAGGGUAACAAAUGAAAGAUUAAUAGGAGAGAUAGGAACUAAGGGAUAGACCUCAAAUCAAUCCUCAGAGUCAGGCCAUUAAUAGAAAUUUAGGUGACCUAAUGUCAUGGUAAUAAAAGAAAGAUGCGAAGAUGAGAGAAAUGAAGAUUUAGCAUGAAAUGCAAGAGUACCAGAGAGCUAACUAAGAAUUAUCAAAAGCAACUCAUGUCACUCCAGGUAGUUAGCAAUAUCUAUAAGAUAGAUAGCAUAUUCCGAUAGAGCAAAGAUUGUUGGAAUAUGGAUAACAAUAAUAGUAAAAAAUGAAUUACCUCAGAGCAAGCAAUGAGCUUAACAUUAUGAGGCAGCAGUCUUCACCAAAAAUAAGUCAGAAUUCAGAGAAAAUAAUGGGAGAAAAGCUUAAGGAUACAGGAUACUAAAAAUACACAUAAUCCAAAUUGGGGUUAAUGACUAAAAGUCCCACUUAGAAAAAUCUUGGCUACUAGUAAGUUAAUAUGUUGAAAAAUAAGACUGAUCUAUAAAUUAGACAGAGUGCUUCAUAACAUUCAUUAAGCCCUUAAAGGAAUCAUAACUUUACUCAAAAUAAUGAAUUAGAUAUUUUGAAUUACAAACAAGACUUCAAUGCUAUUAUACAGAAAUAACCUAUGACUACGAAGAAUGGUGGACAGAAUUCUAUUCCAAGAACUAUGAAUCAGCAAAGUUAAAAAUCGCUAUUUAAAAAUGAAUUGAGAACAAGCAAUGAUUUGUUUAAUCUAUAGCAAUAAGCCUACAAAAGUUUAUAUGAAAAAACAUAGGAAAUAUCAAAUCAGCCUUUAGAAGCCUAUGACCAAUCUCUCAAUUUAAUUUAACAAAAAAUUCAAAAAAUGCCUUCGACAUAUGAAAUGAGGAAUAACCCCAAUGUUGGCUCAAAAGAAUAAAUUACAAGCUUAGACAACAAGAAUAAGAGAAUUUUAGAUAUGAUUCUCGACAAUGAAACUUAACCUAAGUAGAUUCAGUAAAUAAGCAAACAUACUUCAAACGCUUAAUCUCUAGCAUCAUCAUAAUUUGUUAAUAAUAACUGCAAUAAUCAUAUAACGAAUCUGAAUAGUCUGCAAAACACAGGUCAUUAAAGCCAAAAUCUAAUGACUUAAAAAUCUAUAAGCAAUCUUACGCCUAUUGAAAAUAAUCUAAAUUCAACAAUGCAGAGUGGGAUAAGUUUACUCUCUUCUGGUCUCUAUCAAAAUCCAAACUCUUAAAAAUAAGAUUAAAAUGAUUAUUUCACUUAUCAGCAAAUAGCAAAUAAUAGCAACAGUAGGACAAGGUAAAUGAAUUUCCAGAAAUCAUUUAACACAUCUAAUUCUGUGAAUUCAGUAACAUCAUUGAAAACUUUAUAAUAUAACAAUACUGCUCCUCAGUUAAUGCUUUAACAAAGAUAGCUUUUAUAGUAGCAACAGUAAUAAUAGGAACCUCAAGUUUAAUAGUUCAAUGGUAAAUGGAAAGAUUUGUCAGUGAUUCAAAGAAAUGAGAUUUGGAUGAAUAAUAAGAAAAGAAAAAUCGACUCAGCAAGAGAGGAAAUGAAAGACAAGGAUAUAGUUGGAUGUACAUUCGAACCCAAACUAACACAGUAUAAGCCACCUAGACCACAUUCAAGAUCAAAAAUAGGAGAUAAUUUAAAUGAUAGUAAAAAUGAGUAUAAAUCAGUAAUGAACAGAUCACAUAAUAUGAGCUAAGGGAAUAUAUCUAGGGAAAUUCCCCGAGAGCAUAACAGAUCCUCCUCAUCAUACGCUUAAAUUCAUGAAAAGAAGCAGUGCUAUAGAUCAAGAUCAUUUGACAAUCUCAAUAACUAAACAUCCGGAUAAUCUCUCCAUAAUCAAAGCAGAUACUCAAGUUAGAAAAGAUUGAAUGAAUACUCUGAUAAUAAUCAGGAUUCAGACUAAACCCCAGUAAUGGCUUAAAGAUUACUUCACGAAAUGGACUCCAAAAUCAAGAAUAUUCAUAAUAAACUACAGGACUACUAUUCUGUAAAUGACUCGGAGCCAAUCCCAUAUCAAAUGGGCCUUACCAAUGAUUUAUAAAAUGCUUAGAAUUAAGAAAAAAUGCAAUAAUUCUAUAACACUAGCCCUUUAAAUAACCAAUCAAGAGGUAUUAAUAGCAAUGAAUUAGGCCUUAACAUUAAUCUCAACAAGGAGAAUAUUACACCUAUUUAAGACAAGUAAAUAGACUUCUAAUAUAGCAGCAACGGCAAAUCAUAAAACAUUUAUCAAUAACUUGUUACUAAACAAUUAAAUUAAUAUCCUGUAAGUAAAAAUCCUCAACCUAUUAAGACUACUGGAAAUGAUAAUAGCAAUUCGAGAAAUCUAAAUUAAAGUCAUAAUUCAACAUCAGCUUCAAGAUCUAAAAACAGCAUUAGUGGAAAUAAUCAUAACUCUAGUAAUUAUGUGCCAUUGAGUCAGAGAAUAGCAAAGCACGCUAUAUAAAACAAAUUAACAGGAAAAUAAUAGGAUAGCUAAUAACUGCAAACACUAAAACCUGCAAUAAUCUAGAAUCAGCAGAGGUAAACUCUCCCUAAUUAGUAAGAAUUAUUACCUGCUGAAAAUAAUCUCUAAAAAGCUUUACCUUCAACGCAGUCAUAUUUUUAAUAAAAUCAAUUCUCUGGCUAAAUUACUCAUUCUAAUUACUAAACUCAAUAGCGUAAUCAUUAAGAGUAACAACAGCAGAUUGUUUCUUAACAGCCUAAAUUUAACUAAACUGGAUCUGAUACUAUAUUUUCGAUUGAGAGGCCAAAUCAAAAUAAUUACUAAUAUAACAAUGUUCAGCUUAAUUAAUCAGAAGGGUAUUUCAGUGAACAACAACAAUAUGAUUGUGAAAAUCCAGAUAAAUUUAAGGAAAAACUAAAUAAAGCUAAAGAAACUCUUGCUAGAAUAAGGCAAGCCACUAAGUAAUUUUGA